Messenger RNA from Cryptomeria japonica (Japanese cedar), 2271 nucleotides. RefSeq names its product sialyltransferase-like protein 2. The record is from RefSeq and is a predicted model, not a curated record. Gene Ontology annotation, molecular function: sialyltransferase activity. The transcript has 12 exons. The coding region runs from base 161 to 1585 and encodes 474 amino acids. NCBI's taxonomy places the organism in Eukaryota, Viridiplantae, Streptophyta, Pinopsida, Cupressales, Cupressaceae.
CUUCGACGACUCGCACUCGAAGUUCUUCGAACACGCUCGAUCAUAUCUUCGUCAGUUUGGGAUCUACUUUCAAGAACCGACAGGCCUUAAUAAAUUUGUAUUUGAAAACACGAUCGAAUCCAUUGUUUUCCUAAAUUUAACCAGUAUAACUUUUUAUUCUAUGAAUUUUUGGCACUCCCGAUUUCACAAAUUUAUCUGUCGAAGUAAUUUUUUUGGAUCUAUAACUUGUACUCUGUGGAGGUGGUUUGAGAGGGGAGGGCGAGGAAUGAAGACACUUCACUGGUGUUUAGCCUUGGCUGUUUCAAGCGGAUUGACAGCAACUUUUCUCUACAUCGCCGGGUUCACCAAAUUUGAUGGUCAGCCCCUUAUCUCAGAGGAGGAUAUCAAUGCAUUGGAGUAUUUACAGACAAGCUUCAAGCAAUGCGUGAGGGCAAAUGGAUUGGGAUUGCAAGCUCUGAGGAAAGACUAUUGUCGGGUGAUUCUAACAUUUCCAAGGGAUACUGUACCAAAAUGGAAAGAUCCCAAGACUGGCGAGCUGGAAUGCUUAUCAUUUGAAUUUAAUCUUUGUGAAGCUUUAGCUACAUGGGAACAAGUCCGGAAUAGUAGCACAAUUCUCACACGAGAGUACAUUGAUACAUUGGCAAAUGGGUGGGAGGAAUAUGCAUGGCGUAGAAUCAACAAAGGGAUUCUUCUUAAUAAUUGCGAAAACAAGACACUCUGUAUGGAGAAGCUCGCAUUAGUACUUCCAGACACACCGCCUUUUCUGCCAAGACAGUUUGGGCGUUGUGCUGUAGUGGGUAAUUCAGGUGAUCUUUUGAAAACAAAGUUUGGAAAAGAGAUCGACAGUCAUGAUGCUAUUAUACGAGGGAAUGGAGCUCCCAUACAGAACUAUACACAAUAUGUGGGCCACAAAUCUACAUUCCGACUGCUCAACAGGGGAUCUGCAAAGGCUCUUGAUAAAGUUGCAGCUCUGGAUGAAACUGGAAAGGAGGUUCUAAUUAUCAAAACGACCAUUCAUGACAUUAUGAGUAAAAUGAUCCGAGAAGUUCCAAUUCUCAAUCCAGUGUAUCUUAUGUUAGGUACAUCUUUUGGCUCCUCAGCCAAAGGCACUGGAGUCAGAGCUCUUGAGUUUGCGCUCUCUGUAUGUGAUUCGGUUGAUAUUUAUGGAUUUACUGUGGACCCUGGUUACACAGAAUGGACUAGAUAUUUUUCUGAGUCAAGACAAGGUCAUACUCCUCUUCAAGGAAGAGCAUAUUAUCAAAUGAUGGAAUGUUUGGGGCUCAUCAGGAUUCAUUCUCCAAUGAGGUCUGAACCGGAUCGCAUUUUAAAGGAUAUUCCAGACAAGACUAUUCUUUAUGCUGCAAGAAUUGCUUCUGAGCGGGUUCUCAGGAAGAAUGCUCGAGGCACAGGAGAUCCUCUUGCGUCCUGUGCUAUCAUGCAAUAUCGUUCAAGGGGAAUCUUGAAAAAGUCUUCAUGGCUUAGAAAGGCUGCUGCCGAGCAUCAGGAUUAUGUGCAUGGUGUAACCAUGUAUCCAAUAGAACACAGUUCUUCAAAUCAAAUGCUUUGCAUAAAGUCGAGAACAUGAUGUCAACAGGUUGCAAGCCAAUCACAACAAUUUGAUAAUUUGAAUGGGAAGAACAAUAUUUUUCUUGGAUCCAUGAAGUUUUGAAAAUGAAUUAAAUUUUUCAUUCACAAUCGUUGUGCUGGAAUUGGCGUAAAAUCCACUUUUCUUGACUGUUUUUCAGCAAGCGGACAUAUCUUAGUGUGGAAGUGGAUGUAAAUCUUCACAUUUACAUCCAAAUAUUUGAUUAACUUCUAUAGUUCUGCUCGUGCCUCGAACUUAGCAUAUGCUGAUUUGAGAAACAUCAUGAUUUGCAUUCCAUGCAUAUGCCCUUUUAUGAGUACUAGGGGAGAGGAGCCAAUACGUGUGCGGGUACCAAUACAUGUUAUAGUACAUAGACAAAAUGAGACCAAUAGUGGUGCUCUAAAAAUGUCAUUUCAUGCUUUUCCCCAAAAAAGUACCUCUAAAAUUCAAAAAAUAACCAAUGAUGUGAUGCCAUAUCUACGCACAAGUAAACAUCUCUUAGUGCACACCUAUGGGUUUUAUGACAAUUUGGGGUCAUUUUGGACACUUGAACAAAAAUGCAUGCUGACGUGGCAUCAUAUUUGACCAUAUGGACUUGAAAUUUUGUUUUUGAGUAGGGGACUUGACAAGUAAGCUAUUGUGUAAAAUCCAUUUUUUUUUGAAAUGUCCACAUACGAUUUUGAGAA